Molecule: messenger RNA, 908 nt
Organism: Drosophila eugracilis
Lineage: Eukaryota; Metazoa; Arthropoda; Insecta; Diptera; Drosophilidae
Gene: Sbds
Product: ribosome maturation protein SBDS
Exons: 2
Coding region: 41-799 (252 amino acids)
Biological process (GO): cytosolic ribosome assembly; ribosome biogenesis
Source: RefSeq, a predicted model, not a curated record
UUUGCUCAUCCCUAAUUCCGCAGCUUUUAGUUUAACAACAAUGUCCAAAAUAUUUACGCCUACAAAUCAAAUCCGCCUCACAAAUGUUGCGAUUGUGAGGCUUAAAAAAGGCGGCAAACGUUUCGAGAUAGCCUGCUAUAAAAACAAAGUCCUUUCAUGGAGGAGCAACAGUGAAAAGGACAUCGAUGAAGUCCUGCAAACCCACACAGUGUUCACCAAUGUGUCCAAAGGACAGGCAGCCAAAAAGGAUGAGUUGCAGAAGGCCUUCAAUAAAACAGAUGAAACGGAGAUUUGCAAGGAGAUCUUAAGUAAAGGCGAACUCCAGGUCUCUGAAAAAGAGCGCCAAAGUUGCUUGGACACUCAGCUAAAUAGUAUUGUUAACUCCGUGGCUGCGUUGUGUGUAAAUCCUGAGACCCGUCGUCCAUACCCUGCCUCAAUCAUUGAGAAGUCUCUAAAGGAUGCCCACUUCUCUGUUAAGAUGAACAGAAACACCAAGCAAAAUACUUUGGAGGCUAUCAAAAUGCUUAGAGAGCAUCUGCCCAUCGAGAGAUCCCGCAUGAAGCUGCGGGUUAGCUUUGCAGGAAAGGAAGGCGGUGGCAAGCUUAAGGAGUCUGUUGUCAAGUUGGCCAACAAGGUGGAGCACGAAGAAUGGGACGAGGCCACUUUGCAUCUUACAUUGCUCAUAGAUCCUGGCCAAUAUCGUGUCAUUGAUGAGCUGGUAAGAAACGAAACAAAGGGAAAGGGACUUCUGGAGCUGCUCGAACUUAAGGAAGUUGUGGAGAGCGAGGAAGUCUUCUAGAAAAGGGAACUUCCCUAAAAAUCUUCUGUUGUUCCUUGUAGAUUUGUUAAUAUUUGUGUGAAAUUGUGAAUAUGAGAAAAUUAUAACAAUCCCAAAUUUUUGAACCAUA